Messenger RNA from Hippocampus comes (tiger tail seahorse), 2096 nucleotides. Its product is annotated as very long-chain acyl-CoA synthetase-like. Bases 58 to 1914 code for a protein of 618 amino acids. Gene Ontology annotation, biological process: long-chain fatty acid metabolic process; long-chain fatty acid import into cell. The transcript has 10 exons. Gene Ontology annotation, cellular component: plasma membrane; endoplasmic reticulum membrane. Lineage: Eukaryota; Metazoa; Chordata; Actinopteri; Syngnathiformes; Syngnathidae. Gene Ontology annotation, molecular function: long-chain fatty acid-CoA ligase activity; long-chain fatty acid transmembrane transporter activity. The record is from RefSeq and is a predicted model, not a curated record.
UUAUGAUCAAACUGCUCAUCUAUUGCUGCUCAAAUAAACUCCUUCCAUUUGAUCAUCAUGCUUGCUUAUGUUUUGUACACCGCUUUGGCAGGCUUGGCCAUCCUCCCGUUGCUCGUUUACUGGCGAAAGCCGUACUUUUUGCACGAUCUGCGGUAUGCAAUCACUGCCAUUCAAAUCGCAAGACAGCUCGUCAGAUUCUCGACGAAGAAACCCUUCUUCAGCAUUCUCGACUGUUUCCUGGAUAAGGUGUCCAAACAGCCGAACAAGAAGUUUCUCGUGUUCGAGGAGAGCAGUUACACGUACAGACAAGCCGACCAGGAGAGCAACCGUGUGGCCGCAGCCCUCUCGAGUAUACUCAAGCCAGGUGACACGGCGGCAGUGUUUGUGGGCAACGAGCCCCUCUUCGUGUGGCUGUGGCUCGGACUCGCCAAGUUGGGAUGUACCUGUGCUCUGCUCAACUACAACAUUCGCUCCAAAUCUCUGCUGCACUGCUUCUCGUGUUGUGACGCCAAGGUUCUGCUCGCAGCGGCUGAACUACGAGAGGCCGUAGAGGAGGUGCUUCCGAGCCUGAAGCAGCAGGGGAUCCGCGUGUUCAUCCUCAGCGAGGGUGAUGAAUCAGACGGCAUCGAAUGUCUCUCGGACAAGAUUCGCCAGGCCUCUGACGAACCUCUGUCACCGCAGCUGAGGGCCGACAUUAAUAUCAAGAGCCCUGCCCUCUACAUUUACACCUCAGGAACCACAGGGCUUCCAAAGGCAGCGGUCAUUAACCACGAGAGGUUAUGGAUGGCAAGUUUUCUUCAGUCAGUUGCUGGCGUACGCUCGGAUGAUAUCAUAUACAUCAACCUGCCUCUCUACCACAGUUCAGGAUUUCUUAUGGGAUUGUGUGGAGCCAUAGAAAAAGGCAUCACUGUUGUAUUAAAACGUAAAUUCUCUGCAUCAAACUUCUGGAACGACUGCAGGAAGUACAAUAUUACGGUUAUUCAGUACAUAGGCGAGAUUAUGCGAUACCUCUGCAACACACCACAGAGAGACAAUGACAGAGAUCACAAAGUCAGACUAGCUAUGGGAAACGGCAUGCGAGCGGAUAUAUGGGCCGAUUUUCUGCAGCGGUUUGGGAAUAUUUGCAUCUGCGAGUGCUACGGAGCUACCGAAGGAAAUGUUGGCUUUGUCAACUACAUUGGGAAAAUUGGAGCAAUUGGCAAAGAGCAUUUCCUCCAUAAAAUGGGGUGCCCCUAUGCACUCAUAAGAUAUGACACAGAGAAAGAGGAACCGGUCAGAGAUUCCAGAGGAUUUUGCAUUGAAGUGCCCAGAGGAGAGACUGGUCUGUUGGUGGCAAAGAUUGGCGCGAGAACCCCCUUCUCAGGCUACGCCAAGAACAAGCAGCAGACUGAGAAGAAGAAGCUGAAGGAUGUGUUCGUGAAAGGGGACGUCUACUUCAACAGUGGCGAUCUUCUCAGAAUAGACCAUGAAGGUUUUGUCUUCUUUCAAGAUCGCAUCGGAGACACUUUCAGAUGGAAAGGAGAAAAUGUGGCAACCACAGAGGUAGCUGAUCAUUUGCUCAUGGUGGACUGCAUCGAAGAGGUUAAUGUCUAUGGUGUGAAGGUACCAGGGCACGAGGGAAGAAUCGGAAUGGCCGCUGUGACCCUGAAAGAAUAUAUGGAGUUUGAUGGGAAAGCUGUGUAUCAGCAUGUCAAAAGCUACCUUCCGAGCUAUGCAAGACCACGCUUUAUUCGCAUUCAGAAUGCACUGCAGGUGACCGGAACGUUUAAGCAGAUGAAAGUGAAGUUGGCUGAGGAGGGCUUCGACCCCAACGUCAUCCAGGAUCGUUUGCUUUUUCUGGAGGACAAUCAAGGCUACGUCCCCAUGACUCAGCAAACGUUCAACUCCAUAGCAGAGGGAAGAAUCAAACUGUGAAUCACUUUGGUCUCCACUACUCAAACAGCUGUGAAAUACAUAGAGUAAGCCACAAAGUGAUUAGGAAUCUUUGAUGUUGCAAAGCAUUCAAGAGCAAUAAUUUCUGGUGUUUUUUUUUUUCCCCCGACGAACGUAAUUUUAAAAUCAAAUGCUUUUUUUAAAAAUAAAACUCUCAAACUAAA